GGAAGCCAUGGACACCUUCAUCCGCUUCACCAACCAGACCCAGGGCCGGGACCGACUCUUCAGAGCCACUCAGUACACAUGCAUGUUGCUUAGAUACUUGUUAGAGCCUAAAGCUGGCAAAGAGAAGGUGGUAAUGAAGCUCAAGAAACUGGAGACCAGUGUGAGCACUGGCCGCAAAUGGUUCAGAUUAGGCAACCUGGUACAUGCUGUGCAGGCGACCCAGCAGAGCGUUCACGCCACUGACCUGGUGCCCCGCAUAUGCCUGACGUUAGCCAACGUGAACCGUGUGAUUUAUUUCAUCUGUGAUACCGUCCUCUGGGUGAGGAGCGUAGGCCUUGCCUCCGGCAUUAACAAAGAGAAAUGGCGAAUGUGGGCUGUCCGCCACUACUACUAUUGUCUGCUACUGAGCCUGGCCAGGGACCUGUACGAACUCUCCCUGCAGAUGGAACAGGCUGCACGCGACAGGGCGAGGAUGGAGCAGUCACUGUCUCAGGAGCCUCUUGGGUACAGCGUGGCCAAUGAGGAAACAGAAUGGCUCCAGGCCUUCCUCCUCCUCUUGUUCCGAUCUCUGAAGAAGCACCCGCCCUUGCUCCUGGACACAGUGAAGAACUUCUGCGAUCUCUUGAACCCUUUGGACCAGCUGGGGAUCUAUAAGUCCAAUCCUGGCAUCAUUGGACUUGGAGGUCUUGUGUCCUCCAUAGCGGGCAUCAUCGUCGUGGCGUAUCCGCAGAUGAAGCUGAGGGUGCACUGAAGUGGUUUCGGGUG
Molecule: messenger RNA, 765 nt
Organism: Enhydra lutris kenyoni (northern sea otter)
Lineage: Eukaryota; Metazoa; Chordata; Mammalia; Carnivora; Mustelidae
Product: peroxisomal biogenesis factor 11 alpha
Exons: 3
Coding region: 8-751 (247 amino acids)
Biological process (GO): regulation of peroxisome size; peroxisome fission
Cellular component (GO): peroxisomal membrane
Source: RefSeq, a predicted model, not a curated record